ACCAGCCCGCCAUGAAUGUUCUCCUCUCCAACGCCAAUCAUGGCUCCACGCCUGAGUUCCUUGAAAGCUGCCGUAAGGAAAACACCACAUCCCUCUCAAAGAUCAUUAAUUAGGCUACCGCUGGAAACUCGCAUUGAAGAGGAGACGUUACCUCACUACGACACUGAACAAUUCUACCCCGUGCAUAUAGGAGAUGAAUUCGAUGGAAGGUAUCGGGUUACCGGCAAGCUUGGUUUCGGUGCCUACUCGACUAGUUGGCUAUGCCAGGAUCUUCGAUAUGUGGCUGUUAAAGUCAAGAUAUUAACGCUGCUAACUUAGCUAAGAAACCAAAGGUAUGCUGUGCUGAAGGUGUCUACAUCCCUACGGAAGUUCCCCACCGCGACCGACCGUGAGUUCAAGAUUUACGAGCGCCUCGGGAAAAUUAAAUCGGCACACCAAGGACAAUCACUAAUCCGAGAGCUCUAUGACUCCUUCGAGCUCCAGGGCCAUGCGGGUAAACAUCGGUGCCUCGUCCUUCAGCCGAUGCACAUGACGCUCCUUGAGAUGAUGAGACUGAAUCCAAGACCGUUUGACCUACCCCUUCUCAAGAUGACACUGAGACGAUUAUUGUUGGCGCUUGAUUUCCUGCACACCGAAGCCGACAUUGUUCACACUGAUCUGAAGACCGACAAUCUGAUGCUCAGCCUAGAGGACAAUACAAUGCUUGCCGAUUUUGCAGAUGAAGAGGCUAGCCAGCCGAGUCCCCGUAAAAGGAUAGACGAAUCGCGCACCAUUUACCAAAGUCGACAGUUUCGCCGACCCUUCAGAGGGAAAAGCUGCGGCUUGCCUAUUCUUUGUGAUUUUGGGGAGGCAAGAAUCAGGAAGACACAGGAGUCCGGCCCUUUUGUACAGCCAAAUGUCUAUCGAGCUCCAGAGAUCAUAUUUGAGAUGGCCUGGGGAAGUGCUGUUGAUAUCUGGAACCUAGGGGCUCUGAUCUGGGAUCUCUUCGAAGGACAACAUCUAUUUGAGGAUAUUUUCGAUAGCAAUGGCAACCAUGAUCCGUUUAAGCACCUGGCAUUAAUGGUCGCAUUGAUUGGGCAACCGCCGGUUGAUUUGGUCCAGCGCAGUGAAACAAUAGGGCAGUGCUUUGAUCACAAUGGCACUUGGAUUGCUCACCAAGAUGCGGCUGUGCCGCCGACUUCAUUGGAAAGUCUAGAGAAGCGACUUUCUGGCGCCGAGAAGGAAUCUUUUCUGAAUUUUGUUGGGUCCAUGCUUAAGUGGCUGCCCGAAGAGCGCAAGACCGCGAGGCAGUUGCUUGACGAUCCGUGGCUGCUCUGAUCCCAACCAAUCUUAUUGUCCUUGGUAGCCGGGAUAGGAAAGCCCCAUCUGCCAGGCACUAUCUGGUCUUACCAGGAGGUACAUACUCUGUGCGGUUUAGGCAUAACUUGCCGAUCAACACCAAAUGAUGAGUAGAAUGGUGCUGUAAGAUACGGAGACCGCGAAGUAACGGCUCUCUGCUCGUAAUAUGUCAAUUUCUAAUUAUAAUGCGGA
This is a messenger RNA of Penicillium brasilianum, 1530 nucleotides long. The record is from the annotation of a GenBank genome assembly. NCBI's taxonomy places the organism in Eukaryota, Fungi, Ascomycota, Eurotiomycetes, Eurotiales, Aspergillaceae.